AUGGCGCCCCACACGGUGCCUGCGGAGCUGCUGCUGGUGGAGGAGAUCCCGCGGAACCCGAUGGGGAAGAUCAACAAGAAGGACCUGCUCCGGCAGUUCUACCCGGGCGCCCCCGCAGAGAAGGCCCGGCUGGGGCUCAGCAGCCUGCCCGCGCAGGACAGCGGCGCGUGGGGUGGCAUGUCCACGGCCCGCCGAGAGCGGCGGGGGCUCGAGGCGGGCGCCCCAGCCUGGGCCUGUGGGGUCGUGGAGGGCGCCAAGCCGAGCCCUGGGGGCGCCUGGCCUGGCGGUCACCAGAGCGGGACACUGGCCACGCUGCCCGUGCUUCUGGCCCAUGGACGCUGCGCUGCUCCUCGCCGUCGGGCUGCUGGCCCAGGUGUGGUGGGGACGAUCCCCGACUUGCGUCUGCCGCCACCACGUGGCUCAGCAGAGCUCCAGCCCCAGAGCGGACAGUACCGGGCGCCGCCCGGCCCGGCUUUCUCUGCGGACGUGCGUCGCACCACCCGCACGGGCCGCCUGCGGGCCCAGUCUCCCGUGGCCCGCCGCGUGGCCCCGUUCCUUGGGCCGCCGGGCUGGCAGGACAGGGCGGUGCCUCCGCUCCAGCUUCUCCCGCUCAGCAACCCCCUUUUGGGGGAGGCAGAGAACCUGGAGCCCUUUCCCAGGGGACCCCUGUUACACUUCCUGCCCAAGGCCACAGAAGCCUCCAGGGUCCGGCCUGGGCCAGCCCCUGCCCAGCAGCUGGGUCCCCGGGCCCUUGACAAGGGGGGCCCGGAUGUGGACGUCCGAUGCCAGCCCUCCCUGUUUGACCAGCUCAAGGCCUUUGCGCUGGACCUGGGAGGGUCCACCCUGGAGGAGCCCACGGACCUGGAGAUUGUGGUCGUCGACCAGAACGACAACCGGCCUGUGUUCCGGCAGCCGCUGUUCACGGGCCGCGUGCUGGAGGGCGCCCCUCCCGGCACCUACGUGACCAGGGCCGAGGCCACGGAUGCCGAUGACCCCGAGACAGACAACGCGGCCCUGCGGUACUCCAUCCUGGAGCAGGGCGGGCCCCCACUCUUCAGCAUCGACGAGCUCUCUGGCGAGAUCCGCACCGUCCAAGUGGGGCUGGACCGCGAGGUGGUCGCUGUGUACAACCUGACCCUGCAGGUGGCAGACAUGUCAGGAGACGGCCUCACAGCCACAGCCUCCGCCCUCAUCUACCUGGACGACGUGAACGACAACGCCCCGACCUUCACCCGGGAGGAGUUCUCCUUGCAGGCCAUGGAGGCUGUGAGCGGUGUGGACAUCGGCAGGCUUGAAGUGGAGGACAGGGACCUGCCGGGCUCCCCCAACUGGGCAGCCAGGUUCACCAUCGUGGAGGGUGACCCAGACGGUCACUUUGCUGUCCGCACGGACCCCAAGACCAAUGAGGCGGUGCUGUCUGUUGUGAAGCCCCUGGACUUUGAGGACCGGGAGCAGCAUCACCUCACGCUUGUGGUACAGAACGUGGCGCCCCUGCAGGCGGCGGCCGCCCGGGCGGCACGGGGCCAGGCCAAGGUCAGCGUGGUGGUGCAGGAUGUGAACGAGCCGCCCGUGUUUCCGGAGAACCCGCUGCGGACCAGCCUGGCUGAGGGGGCGGCCCCGGGAACCCCUGUGGUCGCCUUCUCGGCUCGAGACCCCGACAUGCAGCAGCUGCAGAGGCUCAGCUACUCCAAAGACUACGACCCCGAGGACUGGCUGCAAGUGGACGGGGCCACGGGCUGGAUCCGGACACGGCGAGUGCUCAGCCGUGAGUCCCCGUUCCUCAAGGACGGCUGGUACAGGGCCGUCAUCCUGGCCCACGACGACGCCUCCCCACCCUGCACCGCCACGGGGACCCUGUCCAUUGAGAUCCUGGAGGUGAAUGACCACGCCCCUGAGCUGGCCCUGCCGUCCGGCAGCCUGUGUAGCAAGCCAGACCAGGGCGCCGGCCUCCUCCUCACUGCCACGGACGAGGACCUGCCGCCCCACGGGGCCCCCUUCCACUUUCAGCUGAAUCCCAGGGUGCCAGAGCUGGCCCAGAACUGGAGCCUCAGCCAGAUUAAUGGUGAGGAUGGCUUGGAGGCGGUGGACAGUGACCCCAGUGUCCCCCCUUACGACACGGCUCUCAUCUACGACUAUGAGGGGGACGGCUCCGUGGCAGGGACGCUCAGUUCCAUCCUGUCCAGCUUGGGGGACGAGGACCAGGACUACAGCUGCCUCCGGGACUGGGGCCCCCGUUUCACGCGGCUGGCGGACUUGUACGGCCCCCUGUGAGACGGGGCGGCGGGCAGGCGGCGUCUCGGGCUCCCCGCCUCUCUGCUGAGCAUGACCUGCCGUCGGUGGCCGGACAGCUGUCCGGCCCACGGGACGAGCCGGCCUCGGCCAGGUGGCCAGCCCACCUGGUGACCCCCAGAGCGGGGCUCAACCACGGGCCUGGGGACCCUUCCGGCCCCCACCCCCAGCACAGCAGAUGGCCCCGGCCCAUUAAAGCACUUCUGU
Messenger RNA from Condylura cristata (star-nosed mole), 2496 nucleotides. It is a transcript of the gene CDH15, whose product is annotated as cadherin 15, type 1, M-cadherin (myotubule). Gene Ontology annotation, biological process: calcium-dependent cell-cell adhesion; homophilic cell-cell adhesion; cell-cell junction assembly. The coding region runs from base 1 to 2271 and encodes 756 amino acids. Lineage: Eukaryota; Metazoa; Chordata; Mammalia; Eulipotyphla; Talpidae. Gene Ontology annotation, cellular component: adherens junction; plasma membrane; catenin complex. The transcript has 13 exons. Gene Ontology annotation, molecular function: cadherin binding; calcium ion binding. The record is from RefSeq and is a predicted model, not a curated record.